UGCACUGGUGACCCUGACAUUUCCGUUACUAAGAUGGCGGCAAAGAAUAUCAACCGCCUUAGUUCCCUUGCCGCUCCUUUAGCAAGGUGGCGCCUGUAAGCGAAACCUGCCUCCUUUACCAAUAUGGCGGUCAAAGGGCUUCAAUUCCCCCUAGAUGAGCGAGCCCCGUAGCUUGACAGCUCCGCGCCCAAUAUGUCCGGAAGACAAGAGUCGGGCCCGAAGCUUAGUUAGUUGACACUUGACCUCGAGUAAGUUCAUAAGAAAACCGAGGGCUGAAAGAGAGGGAAAGAGCCACAAACAAGCGGCGCAGUGCCAUGUCCUGCUGGGGGAUCCUCGGAGGUGACAAAGUGCAGUAACUGGAAAUACGGCGAAAGGCAGUAGUACCCAAUGGACCCCAAAGACCUUUUGAAGCCCUCCAGCGGAUCUCAGGCAGUGAAGGGCUCGCCUCAUUACAACGACAAGCCAGGGAAUGUGAUUGAAUUCCUGGGAAAUUACAGGGGAGGAGUUAGUGUGAGUGUCUCUGCAUCUUGUCCAACCUCAACUGCUUCACAGUCAAACACUAGGCAGCAGCUUUUUAAUAAACCGCAGACUGCGACUGGGGAUUCAACGAAUGGAUUGAAUAAUGUGCCUCAGGCAGAUUUGUCUAAAGCAGUCUCGCUCUCAAUGGGACUCUACACGGGGGAGUCAGACACAAAAGUGAUGGGCAGUGAUAUCGCCUUUCCAACCCAAGAUCAAAUCGGUAUCUCCACAGGAGAAACUAAUUUUAGUCUCUUGGAAGAGAGCAUUGCCAACUUGCAGGCUAAGUCAUUGGCCCCAGAUAAACUCGUAGAGAUCUCGGAGGUUCCUGGGGUUUUUAAAUCUGCCCUACCACGGCCUUCCAUACUAGGUCAGGGGGGCAGCAAUGGAAGCAGCACUACUAAGCUGUUUCCCAAAGACCAAAUCACCUUUGACCUAUUACAAGACCUGGAUAUCCAGCCAGACUCACUCAUGGAUGGUAAAGGAAAUCCUUGGCUAGACCCACUUUUUGAUGAGGAGGAAGCUCUUAGCCUUUUGUCCCCACUGGGCACUGGUGAUCCUUUUUUCAUGAAAUCUGAAGUACUGAGUGAGGGUAGCAAACCUCUCGGCCUCGCUGAUGGCACACAGAGACUCGGAGAUCUACCAGUUACUCAAGUCAAAACAGAAAAAGAAGACUACAUUGAGCUUUGUACACCUGGUGUGGUGAAGCAGGAAAAGUUUGGCCCUGUUUAUUGUGUAGGCAAUUUUUCAGGAUCUGGCUUAUUUGGAAACAAAUCCUCCGGUAUUUCUGUCCAUGGUGUCAGCACUUCAGGUGGGCAGAUGUACCACUAUGACUUGAACUCUUCCACCAUGACGCAACAGGAUCUUAAGCCUAUCUUUAAUCUUAGCUCACCCGGGACUAGCAUUGCAGAAGGCUGGAAUAGGUGCCAUGGAUCAAGCGAUGACGGUGCCGCUUCUCCAGGGAAUGUACAUUUUGCAAACAGAUCUCUUUUUUCAAAUGGCUUUUCAAGCCCCGGAAUAAGACCUGAUCUAAGUCCGUCUCCAUCCACCUCUUCUACCAGCACGGGGCCACCCCCCAAGCUCUGUUUGGUGUGCUCUGACGAGGCUUCUGGGUGUCACUAUGGAGUACUGACUUGCGGCAGCUGUAAAGUUUUCUUUAAGAGAGCAGUUGAAGGUCAGCAUAAUUAUCUUUGCGCCGGACGGAACGACUGCAUUAUUGAUAAAAUAAGAAGGAAGAACUGCCCUGCGUGUCGCUACCGGAAGUGUCUUCAAGCUGGAAUGAACCUUGAAGCUCGGAAAACAAAGAAGAAAAUUAAAGGAAUUCAGCAACCUACUGCAGCUGCAGCACGGGAGUCUAAUGAGACUUCUAUGACCAGGACCAUGGUACCUGCAUCUGUGGCACAACUCACACCAACCCUGAUCUCAUUAUUGGAGGUUAUUGAGCCAGAAGUGCUAUUUUCUGGAUACGACAGCUCCAUGCCUGACACAACCAGGAGGCUUAUGUCUUCUCUUAACAUGCUUGGUGGCAGGCAAGUGGUGUCUGCUGUCAGAUGGGCAAAGGCAAUUCCAGGUUUCAGAAACUUGCACCUGGAUGACCAAAUGACCCUUCUUCAGUACUCGUGGAUGUUUUUGAUGGUGUUUGCUCUUGGAUGGAGGUCUUACAAGCAAACCAAUGGAAGUAUUCUGUAUUUUGCUCCAGAUCUCGUCAUUACUGAGGACAGGAUGCACCUACCCUUUAUGCAAGAGAGAUGUCAAGAGAUGUUGAAGAUUGCAGGUGAAAUGUCCCGUCUUCAAAUUUCAUAUGAUGAAUAUCUCUGCAUGAAAGUCCUGUUGCUCAUGUGCACAAUUCCAAAGGAAGGCCUGAAGAGCCAUGCUCUCUUUGAGGAAAUCCGUAUGACAUACAUUAAAGAGCUGGGAAAAGCCAUAGUAAAGAGGGAAGGAAAUUCCAGUCAAAACUGGCAGCGCUUUUACCAACUGACAAAGCUAUUGGACUCCAUGCAUGAGGUGGCUGAGAAUCUACUAGCCUUUUGCUUCCUUUCCUUCAUGGAUAAAUCAAUGAGUAUCGAAUUUCCGGAUAUGUUGUCAGAAAUCAUCAGCAAUCAGAUACCAAAAUAUUCAUCUGGAAACAUCAAAAAACUGUUAUUUCAUCAAAAGUGACUGCCUUAAUGGAACAUAUAUAAGUAUAAAAAAGUUGCCUUAAGGAAAGAAAAAGUAAAAAAAAUAUAUAUAUAGCUUUUAAUGUAUAAAAAAAAAAAGGAGAGCCUAAAGAAAUCAGCUGUUCUUAUCGUCCGUGCAACGGUGUUCCUUUUGUAAUUAUGCACUACAGUUUUUGUGGUUUACAGAGGGCCAAGUUUUAAACUAUGGGAAAUUCCUCAUUUCAAGAGUGACAUGGGCUGAAUAAGUUGAGUAAGAGUCUGCAAUGUGAACAUUCUGCUAGUAAUUCUUGCAUUAGGAUGGGUUUAUUUUGCUAUUUUUUUUUUCUUUAAAGUAUUUUUUUUAGGUGAUAGUAAAGGGGAAUUAUUAUGAUUUCAUUUCUUUUAAUAUGUUGUUUAUGAAGCGAGCCUAAAUCCAUUCAAGCUUCGCCCAUACGGAACCCAACACAGCCCCAAGAGCAGUAUGUUUUCAUUUGGAGGGGUUGAACUUGAUGGACUUUGUCUUUUUUCAACCCAAUUUAACUAUGUAACUAUGUUAAGAGCGGAUAGGGUGAAAUUCAGACAUUCAUGGAACAAAUUCGAUUUUUUUUUUUUAUUGAUUAUAAUUACAAAAAGUCAGGGCUUUUCUUUAUAAAUAACAUAUUAAAAAAUGAAAAUAAAUCCUAGUUUUCCCUUUAGAAAAGAUUCAUUUCUGCAUGUAACCGGAGGAACGUUUACAAGCAUCAGAAAAGGGAAGUUGUGCCUUUUUAAGCUACUGCUCUAUCUAGCAGUUUCCUCUCAAUAUUAUACAACAAACUGGCAAACUGGCUUCCUCCUUUUAUUUUCUUUACAUUUUAGGAUUUUUUUUUUGUUUUUUUGUAUUCUUAAAACAACCGUUGUACAGAUAUGGCCUUAGGGGAAUUUGUUUCCAGACAGGAGCAUCUUUGAGCUUUCCUAACACAUUUAUAAAAUAGUCGGUAACUAAAAUAACAAAAAUAGACAAAAAAAAAAAAAAAAAAAGGUCAUAAACACUUUCUCAUCAACAGUCAGGUAUCAGCGGAGGGCAGGAUUUUCUUUUCCUGCGUCUCCUUCUUUUACUUAGUCUUUAUAUGCCACAUUUUUUGCUUAGCACAUUCAGCUACUUGUCCAAAUGGAAGACACAUGCCUACAAUGAUUAUUUGCUGCAUAUUUGUAUCCGCUACUGGUGCAUGUACCACGCUAGUGCUUAAUCCUGUGCUUAGGUGUCUGAUAUCCAUCUGUGGUCUCAGAAUAGAUAAGCCUAUACUGACCUGAAGUAAAACCUGUUUCACGAGUGCCAUAAGAUGAAAUGCUAUUUUAGAAGCUGCUGUAGCCAUUUCAAUAGCCUACAGAAUGUAAAUGUCUUUUAUUAACAAAAGAAAAAGUAUUU
This is a messenger RNA of Xenopus laevis (African clawed frog), 4056 nucleotides long. RefSeq names its product nuclear receptor subfamily 3 group C member 1 S homeolog (gene nr3c1.S). The coding region runs from base 388 to 2673 and encodes 761 amino acids. Lineage: Eukaryota; Metazoa; Chordata; Amphibia; Anura; Pipidae. Gene Ontology annotation, molecular function: DNA-binding transcription factor activity; DNA binding; sequence-specific DNA binding. The record is from RefSeq and is a predicted model, not a curated record. The transcript has 9 exons. Gene Ontology annotation, biological process: response to ketone; positive regulation of DNA-templated transcription; response to glucocorticoid. Gene Ontology annotation, cellular component: centrosome; mitochondrion; cytosol.